Molecule: messenger RNA, 11093 nt
Organism: Agrilus planipennis (emerald ash borer)
Lineage: Eukaryota; Metazoa; Arthropoda; Insecta; Coleoptera; Buprestidae
Gene: uif
Product: sushi, von Willebrand factor type A, EGF and pentraxin domain-containing protein 1
Exons: 41
Coding region: 279-11093 (3604 amino acids)
Biological process (GO): Notch signaling pathway
Molecular function (GO): calcium ion binding; Notch binding
Source: RefSeq, a predicted model, not a curated record
GGCCGCGCCUAAGAAGUGCACGACCAGCAUAAGCAGUUGUUGUUUGUAGUGGAUGUUGUUCAAACUUUUAUUACCAACACUAGUAGUAGUUGUAGAAUUAGUACCUAAUAAAAAAUUUAUUCGACCGCGAGUGUUUUCGCGUAUUUAUUCUUCUGCUGGUGUUAAGUGCACGUCCGUUAGAAAGGUCCUUCAGAGUAUCGCUUCGAGGAGUUAAUACUAGCAGCAGCUUUCGCAUGUGUCAGGAUUAAUAAUAACAGGAAAACGUAAGAAAAACGGGUAUGGUGAUAGCACUAAGGGCAACCCUAGUGGUGGCCCUAAUAGGAAAUAUUCACCUUUCACAAACGCAGGAUACCCAUGCUAGUCUAUUCAAUUGUCCUAAUGGUUGGGAGCUUCGUGGUCUAUACUGUUACAAAUUUUUCAACAUUAGACAUUCGUGGGAGAAAGCCGCGGAACUUUGUAAAAGGUAUGGAAGUGACUUAAUGGCAGUGGAAUCUUAUAGCGAAAACAACCUGACGGCGUCCAUAGCGUCAUCAACCGUCCCAUUGGACAGGAGAGGCAUAAGUCAUUACUGGCUCGGUUUGGCCUCCUUAGAUGACCUAAGAACGAACACCUUGGAGUCAGCGGCUGGUACACUCGUUUCACAAUAUUCAGGUUUUUGGUCCCUAAAACAACCAGAUCCUAGUGCCGGAGAAUGCGUGGACGUAUCAAUAACAGAAGAAACUCAAUCAUGGGAGCUGUCAACUUGUGAAAGCCUUUUACCGUUUAUGUGCAGAACAAGAGCCUGCCCAAAAGGCGCAUUCCAUUGUUCCAACGGGAAUUGUAUAAAUGACGCUUUCAAAUGUGACAAACAGAACGACUGCGGCGAUUGGUCCGACGAGAUAGACUGCCCCACUAACUGUAAUUACUACAUGGCCAGUAGCGGAGAUGUUGUUGAAAGUCCUUAUUAUCCCCACAAAUACGCUCCCCUCACCAACUGCAAGUGGACUCUGGAGGGCCCGCAGGGGCAUAAUAUUCUUCUACAGUUCCAAGAAUUCGAAACGGAAAAGAGUUUUGACACAGUCCAGAUUUUGGUGGGAGGCAGAACCGAAGACACCUCAGUUAAUUUGGCAACACUUUCCGGUAAACAAGAUCUCACAAACAGGUCCUUCGUGUCGGCGUCUAAUUUCAUGAUCAUCAAAUUCAGCACCGAUGCUUCAGUAGAAAGAAAGGGAUUCCGCGCAAGUUGGAAAACGGAACCUCAAACAUGCGGGGGGACCCUUAGAGCAACUCCUCAAGGACAAGUUCUGUAUUCUCCCGGAUAUCCUGAACAAUAUCCUGGAGGCCUCGAAUGUUUAUAUAUAGUUCAAGCGCAACCUGGACGAAUAAUAACUUUGGAGGUUGAUGAUUUGGAUCUCGACGAAGGAAGAGAUUACAUUUUGGUAAGAGAUGGCGAUUCUCCAAAAAGUCAAAUAAUCGCAAGACUGACGGGCAGUUUGGAAAACAACCAAAGAGUAAUCAUAUCAACGAAUAAUUUAUUGUACCUGUACUUGAGAACUAGUCUGGGUGAUUCUAACAGAGGCUUCAGGAUCAGAUAUGCUCAAGGAUGCAGAGCUACUAUUGCUGCGAGAAAUGGAACGGUAAUGUCUCCAGCCUUUGGUCUAAGUAAUUAUCCUAGCAAUCAGGAAUGUCUUUACAAAAUAAGAAAUCUCGCUGGAAGUCCUCUAUCGCUUAAAUUUGAUGAUUUUGAUGUUGACAAGUCCGACUUUGUACAGGUAUACGAUGGCGCAACGACAAGUGGAUUACGACUCCAUCCUGGAAAAGGAUUUACUCAAAAUUCUAAUCCGAAAAUCACCCUUACAGCAUCCAGUGGUGAAAUGUUGAUCCGUUUUAACACUGACGCUUUACAUAACGCCAAGGGAUGGUCGGCUACUUUUUCAGCAGACUGUCCACCUUUACAACCGGGAAUAGGAGCUCUUGCAUCAAGCAGGGAUACAGCGUUCGGCACCAUUAUUACCUUCACAUGUCCAACUGGUCAGGAAUUUGCCACAGGCCGUUCCAGAAUCACUACCCAGUGUUUGCUCGGUGGUAAUUGGUCUAUCACUUACAUUCCAAAAUGUCAAGAGGUUUAUUGCGGUCCAGUGCCACAGAUAGACAACGGAUUUUCAACUGGAUCUACAAAUGUAACGUACAGGGGUGAAGCAAUGUACCAAUGCUAUGCGGGAUUUGCGUUUCCCACUGGCCAGCCGAUUGAAAAGAUCUCUUGUCUUGCCGAUGGACGAUGGGAAAAGAAACCGUCAUGUCUGGCUUCCCAAUGUCCCACAUUACCUGACGUACCACAUGCAAACAUAACAAUUUUGAAUGGACUUGGACGAAGUUAUGGUACAAUUGUUCGAUACGAAUGUGAUCCAGGUUACGUUAGAAGUGGUCACCCGGUUAUAUUGUGUAUGAGCAACGGUACAUGGUCCGGCGAUGUUCCCACAUGUUCAAGAGCCAGAUGUUCAGUAUUCCCCGAUAUUAAGAACGGAUUCAUAACAGACACCGCUAGACAAUACUUUUAUACAGAUGAAGCAAGAGUUCAAUGUCAUAAAGGAUAUAAACUCAUAGGAAGUGGAACUAUUCGAUGCACUGAAAAUCAGGAAUUUAGUACACCUCCUAAGUGCGAAGAUAUCAACGAGUGUAUCAACAAUCAAUGCGAUGCCGUAUCUACUGAGUGUAUCAACGCACCUGGUUCAUUCUCCUGCAAAUGCAGAAAAGGAUUCUCUCCGACUUUAGAAUGUAGACCAGUAGGCGACUUAGGCCUUAUCAACGGUGGCAUUCCUGACAGCUCCAUUUCAGUUUCUAGUACAGAGGAUGGAUAUGAUAAGAACAUGAUACGAUUAGGAAGUAAAGGUUGGUGUGGAAGCCUAGCGGAACCAGGUGCGAACUGGGUUAUGGUAGACUUGAAGGCACCAACUGUCAUCAGAGGAUUCAGAACAAUGAGCGUAGGCAGAGAUGAUGGAAUGCUGGCUUUCACGUCAGCUGUAAGAAUCCAAUACACAAACGACCUCACAGAUGUGUUCAAAGACUACCGGAAUCCGGAUGGAACGGCCGUAGAAUUCAGAAUUUUGGAACCCACAUUGUCUGUUCUCAAUCUACCAAUGCCAAUUGAAGCCCAAUACGUUAAAUUUAAAAUACAAGACUACGUGAUCGCACCAUGUAUUAAAUUGGAAAUAAUGGGUUGUACUCGACUGGAAUGUGCCGAUAUAAACGAAUGUGCUGUGGAUAAUGGAGGUUGCGAUCAAAAAUGUAUCAACACCGCAGGUGAUUACUCAUGUGGAUGUAACGUCGGCUACGAACUGUAUACAAAAAAUGGUACUGCUGGAUAUCUAAUUGAAUCAACCGAAAAUGGAAUACGAGACGGAGACAUCUACCAAGUAAACAAAUCUUGCGUUCCUAUACAAUGUCCAACUUUACUUCCUCCAGAAAACGGAGCACUUUUAGCAACGAAGGAAAAAUAUCAUUUUGGAGAUUUGGUUAAAUUCCAGUGUGAUUUUGGAUAUAUUAUGGCCGGAUCUUCGUCACUUCUUUGUACUUCCACGGGAGCUUGGAACGGAUCAGUCCCCGAAUGUCAAUAUGCCCAGUGCGUAUCUCUACCGGAUUCCAAAAACGAAGGACUAAGUGUUCUUCGUGCUGAUGAGGCCAGUGUCCUAGUACCAUUUAGAGAAAAUAUAACGUUGAAUUGUGGCGCUCCUGGACGUAAUCUUAGGAAAACCGUAACAUCAAACUUCAGGCAAUGCGUUUAUGAUCCAAAACCCGGUCUUCCAGACUAUUGGCUAAGUGGUGCUCAGCCGGCCUGUCCAAGAGCAAACUGCGGCAAACCACAGCCAACCCCCGGUGCUGAAUACGGUCAAUACGUUGAUACCCGCUAUCAAUCUUCCUUCUUCUUCGGUUGCCAGAAUACCUUUAAGCUCGCAGGUCAAAGCAGUAAACACGACAAUGUCGUCCGAUGUCAGUCCAACGGUGUGUGGGACUUUGGAGAUCUUCGUUGCGAAGGUCCCGUGUGCGAAGAUCCUGGCAGACCCAGCGACGGAAUCCAAAACGCAAGAAGUUAUGAGCAGGGUUCAGAAGUCCAUUUUGGAUGUAAUCGACCCGGAUAUAUUCUUAUCAAUCCACGACCCAUCACAUGCAUCCGCGAACCGGAAUGUAAAGUUGUUAGGCCUCUUGGCCUUGCUUCUGGAAGAAUACCAGACUCAGCAAUCAAUGCAACAAGCGAGAGACCAAACUAUGAAGCUAGAAACGUCCGUCUAAAUUCAGUCACAGGUUGGUGCGGCAAAGAGGAAGCUUUUACUUAUGUUAGUGUCGAUCUAGGUAAAGUGUAUCGUGUAAAGGCGAUCCUUGUGAAAGGCGUUGUUACCAACGACAUCGUUGGACGACCGACAGAAAUCCGAUUCUUCUAUAAACAGGCCGAAAGUGAAAAUUAUGUCGUUUACUUCCCCAAUUUCAAUUUAACCAUGAGAGAUCCUGGAAAUUACGGUGAACUUGCUAUGAUUUCGCUUCCGAAAUACGUGCAAGCCCGUUUUGUUAUUUUAGGAAUUGUUAGUUACAUGGAUAACGCUUGUUUGAAAUUUGAACUUAUGGGAUGCGACGAGCCUGAUGUUGAACCUCUCCUUGGAUACGAUUACGGCUACUCGCCUUGCGUUGAUAAUGAAACUCCUGUUUUCCAAAAUUGUCCACAGUUACCGGUCGUGGUUCAGAAAGAUGCAAACGGUGGCUUACUUCCUGUUAACUUUACCGAACCCACAGCCGUUGACAACUCAGGAAGCAUAGCUCGACUUGAAAUAAAGCCACAACAUUUCAAAACCCCAACCCACGUCUUCCACGACACAGUGGUUAAAUAUGUGGCGUUUGAUUAUGAUGGAAAUGUUGCCAUUUGUGAAAUUAAUAUCACAGUUCCAGAUAAUACACCUCCUCUUCUGAGUUGCCCUCAGAGUUAUGUGAUAGAGUUGGUGGACAGACAGGACAGUUACACAGUAAACUUCAAUGAAACUAGAAGAAGGAUCAAUGCUUCCGAUUCAUCAGGCGAAGUUUACAUAGCAUUCGUACCAGAAAGAGCUACCAUACCCAUCGGUUCCUUUGAAAAUGUUACUGUAUUCGCUAGUGAUAAAUAUGGAAACAAAGCCAUGUGUCACUUCCAGGUAAUGGUUAAACCGACCCCGUGUGUGGACUGGGAACUUAAGCCUCCAGUUAAUGGAGCAAUCAAUUGUCUUCCUGGCGACAAAGGCCUCCAAUGUAUAGCUACAUGUAAUCCAGGAUAUAGGUUCACUGAUGGCGAACCUGUAAAGACUUUCACGUGUGACUCCAGAACGCCAUGGGCACCGACGUCUGUUGUUCCCGACUGUGUUUCCGAAAAUACCGAGCAAGCAGAUUACCAUUUGACGGCAACCAUAAACUACAGAGCCAAUGGUGCGGUGGCGACAGCAUGUUUGAACCAAUACACCGACCUUAUCUCUCAGCAUUACGGAAGCUUAAACAAUCUUCUAUCGCAGCGCUGUUCGGCUGUUAAUGUAAACAUGAACGUGUCCUUCAUAAAAGCCGUACCUUCUCUCAUAGAAGAGAAUGUCGUUAAAAUCGACUUCAUUGUCGGCAUCAUACCGGCCAUUCGUCAACCACAACUAUAUGACCUUUGCGGUUCCACGUUAAAUCUCAUCUUUGACCUUUCUGUGCCAUAUGCAAGUGCCGUAAUCGAAUCGCUACUAAACAUAUCCGCCAUAGGGAACCAAUGUCCUCCGCUCAGAGCUCUGAGAUCUUCCAUUUCCAGAGGAUUCACUUGUAACAUAGGCGAAGUAUUAAACAUGGAUACAACCGAUGUUCCUAGAUGCUUACACUGUCCUGCCGGAACCUUCGCAGCCGAAAAACAGAAACAAUGUACUUAUUGUCCAAAAGGUUACUAUCAAAACCACGAUCGUCAAGGGUCUUGCAAGAGAUGUCCAGCCGGCACUUACACUCGAGAACAAGGUUCUAAGAGUAUCCACGACUGUAUUCCAGUUUGUGGUUAUGGAACAUAUUCUCCAACUGGAUUGGUACCGUGUUUGGAAUGUCCUAGGAACAGUUACAGUAGCGAGCCACCGGUUAGCGGAUUUAAAGAUUGUCAGGCAUGUCCCGCAAACACCUUCACCUUCCAACCCGCUGCUCCUGCUAAAGAGCUAUGUAGACCCAAAUGCGGACCUGGAAUGUAUUCCAGUACAGGUCUAGCUCCUUGCUCUUUAUGUCCUAAGAACUUCUACCAACCCAAACCAGGAUCAGAUACAUGUAUCGAAUGUCCUACAAACACACAAACUGAAGGACCCGGUGCCACAGGAAGGGAGCAAUGUUUACCGAUUCAAUGUACAGACAACGCAUGUCAACAUGGAGGACUCUGCAUACCACUUGGUCACGGAAUUCAGUGCUUCUGUCCUGCAGGGUUUUCAGGACGUCGUUGCGAAAUCGACAUUGAUGAAUGUUCAUCACAGCCGUGUUACAAUGGAGGCUCAUGCAUAGACCUUCCACAAGGAUACAGAUGCCAAUGUGCUCCAGGGUACUCUGGAAUCAACUGUCAAGAAGAGCGAUCUGAUUGUAGAAACGAUACUUGCCCCGAGCGUGCCAUGUGUAAGGAUGAGCCAGGAUAUAACAAUUACACUUGCCUUUGUAGAUCUGGAUACACAGGAAUUGAUUGCGACAUUACCAUUGAUCCUUGCACAGCGAACGGCAAUCCUUGCAGUAACGGUGCUACAUGCGUUGCAUUAUUACAAGGACGUUAUAUGUGUGAAUGCCUACCAGGGUGGGAAGGACAACACUGCGAAAUUAACACAGACGAUUGCGCUGAAAAGCCCUGCCUUCUGGGAGCAAACUGUACAGAUCUGGUAGCUGACUUUAGUUGUGCAUGUCCUCCAGGUUUUGCCGGAAAGAGGUGUCAAGAAAAGGUGAAUUUAUGCCGUUCUAACCCUUGCAAAAAUGGUAUUUGUGUGGACAGGCUAUUUAAUCACGAAUGCGUCUGUAAUCCUGGAUGGACAGGCGAAUCUUGUGAAACCAAUAUGAACGAUUGCUCUCCUGAUCCUUGCGAAAAUGGCGGUCAAUGUACCGACCUUGUGGACGAUUUUGUCUGUACUUGCGAAGCAGGAUUUACUGGAAAACGUUGCCAACACCCGAUCGACUUCUGUGCCUCCGAACCUUGUCAAAACGGCGCAAGUUGCGAAAAUCAAGUCGACGGAUUCACUUGUAAAUGCAGACCAGGCUACGUGGGUUUACAGUGCGAAGCUGCAAUAGACGAAUGCCUCAGUGAUCCAUGUGAUCCUGUAGGAACCGAAAACUGCAUCGAUUUGGACAACAAGUUCCUAUGUGUUUGUAGGGAAGGAUUUACUGGCACCCUGUGUGAGGAAAACAUUGAUGAUUGCAAAUCUGACCCCUGCUUAAAUGGUGGAACAUGUCGCGAUGAAGUGGGCGCUUAUCGUUGCGUAUGUAAUCCAGGAUGGACUGGGGCCAACUGCGAACAAGAUAUUGGCACAUGCCAACUAAGACCUUGUCAAAAUGAUGCUAAAUGUAUCAAUCUCUUCCAAGACUACUUCUGCGUUUGUCCCUCUGGAACUGAUGGUAAACAAUGUGAAACAGCACCUCAGCGUUGUAUCGGGAAUCCUUGCAUGCAUGGCGGAAAAUGCCAAGAUUUCGGAUCAGGACUUAAUUGUUCUUGUUCAAAUGACUUCACCGGCGUAGGAUGUCAGUACGAAUAUGACGCAUGUUCUGCUGGAGCUUGUCAAAAUGGCGCAACAUGCACCGACCAUGGGGCAGGAUUCAAAUGUAUAUGCCCCGCGGGAUUUACAGGGAAAUAUUGCGAAAAAGAUAUUAUCGACUGCAAAGAGAAUUCCUGCCCGCCAAGCGCCACUUGUGUGGAUUUAAUCGGAAGGUUCUACUGCCAAUGUCCUUUCAAUUUGACAGGAGAAGAUUGCAGGAAAUCAAUUUCGGUUGACUACGAUCUUUACUUCAGCGAUGCGACAAGAAGUUCUGCAGCACAGGUAAUACCAUUCUAUACCGGUUCGAAGAGCAGCCUCACAAUUGCAAUGUGGGUGAGAUUCACGCAGAAGGAUGAGAACGGAAUAUUCUUUACACUCUAUAGCGUUUCCAACAAACAUCUGACAAUCGACAGGAGAGUCCUCAUUCAAAUCCAUUCCAACGGAGUUCAGGUUUCAUUGUUCACUGAGUUGCAAGACGUCUACCUCAGUUACAGAGAUUACACCACCAUAAAUGAUGCCCAAUGGCAUCACAUAGCAGUCGUUUGGGAUGGAGAAAAUGGUGGAGAAUUGAAACUCAUAACGGAAGGUCUUAUCGCCAGUAAAGUAGACGGAUAUGGAAGCGGAAGAAAACUACCUGAAUAUGCUUGGGUCACAUUGGGAAAACCGAGAACUAUUACUCCCAAAUCCUACACAGAAUCUGGAUUCCAAGGACAUUUAACAAAAGUACAGAUUUGGAGUCGCGCUUUGGAUGUUACCAAUGAGAUACAAAAACAAGUAAGAGACUGCAGAACAGAACCCGUUUUAUACAACGGACUGGUGCUCAACUGGGCAGGUUACGAAGACACCACUGGUGGAGUUGAACGAAUUGUACCGUCUCAAUGUGGUCAAAGAAAUUGUCCUCUUGGAUAUACCGGAAGCAAAUGCCAAGAUUUAGUGGUAGACAAGAUCCCACCAAAGGUAGAAUACUGCCCAGGCGAUCUGUGGAUCAUUGCUAAGAAUGGUUCUGCGAUAGUUCAUUGGGACGAACCGCACUUCAGCGACAACAUCGGUGUUGUCAAAGUCCAGGAGAAGAGUAAUCACAGACCAGGACAAACUCUCUUAUGGGGAAUCUACCAAAUCGCAUAUGUUGCCAAAGAUGCAGCUGGAAAUACAGCUACAUGCACAUUUAAGGUGUCCGUUCUAUCCGAAUUUUGCCCAGAAUUGGACGAUCCUGUUGGAGGAGUCCAGAGUUGUAAAGAUUGGGGUGCCGGAGGGCAAUUUAAAGUAUGUGAAAUCGGUUGCAACCCAGGAUUACGUUUCUCACAAGACGUUCCCAAAUUCUACACUUGCGGAGCCGAAGGAUUUUGGAGGCCAACGAUGGAUCCGAACCUUCCAUUAAUUUAUCCUGCUUGUUCACCAUCCAAACCAGCCCAAAGGGUGUUCAAAAUAUCCAUGCUCUUCCCAAGUUCUGUACUUUGUAACGAGGCCGGGCAAGGAGUUUUGCGUCAGAAAGUGCGAACGGCUGUUAACUCUCUUAACAGAGACUGGAACUUUUGCUCGUUCUCUGUCGAAGGAACUCGCGAAUGCAGGGAACUCGAUAUCGAUGUAAAGUGCGACCACAGAAGCCCCAGAAAAACACGACAAACUACCGACGAUGAAGACGAGAGCACUUACGUAAUUGAUGCUAAAGUACCAGUGGAAAAAACCACUCCCAUAAAUCGCCAGGAACGUCAACAAACCAGCGAUACCUACAACGUAGAAAUUUCCUUCCCAGCCAUCAACGACCCUGUAAUCAAUUCCAACACCAACGAACGCGCCACAGUACAAAGACUAUUGCAAAAACUCAUUCUGGAAGAUGAUGAGUUUGAUGUCCACGAAAUCUUACCCAAUACAGUACCUGAUCCUGCAUCAUUACUUCUUGAAUCCGACUAUGCAUGUCCAUCAGGUCAAGUUGUGAUGGCCCCUGAUUGCGUUCCAUGCGCCGUGGGCACAUAUUUCAACAAAACUACCGCCAAAUGCAUCCCAUGUGCUGUGGGAACGUACCAAAGCGAAACUGGACAGUUACAAUGUUCCCCAUGCCCCAUAAUCGCUGGAAGAUCUGGAGUAACAAUUGGACCAGGAGCAAGAAGUGCAGCAGAUUGUAAAGAACGUUGUCCAGCUGGUAAAUAUUUCGACCAUGAGGCGGGACUUUGUCGCAGCUGCGGUCAUGGAUUCUACCAACCUGACGAAGGAUCGUUCACAUGUAAACUGUGCGGUCUUGGAAAAACUACUCGCACUGCGGAAGCCGUUUCCGAAAAAGAAUGUCGCGAUGAAUGUGGAAGCGGAUUGCAAUUAGGUCUGGAUGGUAAAUGCGAAGCUUGUCCAAGAGGCACAUACAGGAUGCAAGGAGUUCAACCGGUAUGCCAAAGUUGUCCACUUGGAAGAACCACACCCAAAAUCGGUGCCUCGACGAUUGAAGAAUGCUCGCUCCCAGUGUGUACCCCAGGAACAUAUCUAAACGGUACUCUGAACAGCUGCGUAUCGUGUAAAAAGGGCUGGUACCAACCGGAUUCUCAACAGACAUCAUGUAUUCCUUGUCCACCAAACACUAGCACUAAAGGAGAUGCAGCGACCAGCAAAGCGGAAUGCACUAAUCCAUGCGAAAUGCAGGGAUCAGAGAUACACUGCGAUGAAAAUGCCUACUGUCUUCUCAUACCCGAAACCAGCGACUUCAAAUGCGAAUGUAAACCAGGUUUCAAUGGUACCGGAGAAUUUUGCUUGGAUCUUUGUGACGGUUACUGUGAAAACGAGGGCGUUUGCGUGAAGGAUGUCAGAGGGCAGCCGUCAUGUAGAUGUAUAGGAAGCUUCACUGGUAAACACUGCGCCGAAAAGUCUGAGUUUGCUUAUAUCGCUGGUGGUAUAGCAGCGGCUGUGAUUUUGAUCAUUUUCAUCGUCCUCCUAAUUUGGAUGAUUUGUGCCAGAUCGACUCAUCGAAGAGAACCAAAGAAACUGCUCAGUCCUGCGGCUGACCAAAAUGGCUCCCAAGUAAACUUCUACUAUGGAGCACCGACGCCAUAUGCGGAGAGCAUUGCUCCAAGUCAUCACUCCACCUACGCUCAUUAUUACGACGACGAAGAGGACGGGUGGGAAAUGCCAAACUUCUACAACGAGACUUACAUGAAAGAAAGCCUGCACGGAGGGAUGAAUGGGGGGAAAAUGAACAGUCUGGCGAGAUCAAACGCCAGUCUUUACGGCACCAAAGAAGACUUGUACGAUAGAUUAAAAAGGCACGCAUAUAACGGAAAGAAAGGUUGGUAUCUCAUCAUCAUCAUCAUCAUCAUAAGAAUAUUUAUUAUGACUUAUGACGCGAUCUAUUAUCGUGCAUUAACACGGACUAUGAAUUUGUUUGGGUGA